GCCUCGGCGAUGUUCGAGGAUCCGCGAUCUUCGAGGCCGCAGUCGUCGAAGGUUACGCGGGUGCGAUGGCGGGCGCCAACGCGACGAUCGUGGUCAUCAUCAACGGUACGUCCACGGCGUACUCGUGGACGUCCUUGGCGCGAGGCCGACUGCAAGGCCACCGGGGCCUGUCUCGCGCGUCCAAGCAGCAGCAGCAGCAGCAGCAGCGACUCGCCUUUCGUGCGACGCUAGGCGCAAAGCUGCUGCACGUCGUCACUCUUGCAACGCUCGUGAGCUUUGUCUAUGGUUUUGCUCUCGCGUUUGGGGCCGGCGAUGGCUUCAUCGGCUACACGGGCUUUGCGCUCUCGUCGGCGGCCCUGCACGACGGCUUGCACUUGGCGCAGUGGUUCCAGCAGCUCACGGUCUCGCUCGUACUCGCGAUGAUCCUCGCGCUCGGUCUCGAGCGGCUGCUGGCGCCCACGUCGCUCGCCGCGUACGUGGUAUUUGUUCUUGGCGUUGUCUACCCGCCCGUGGCCCACGCCGUGUGGGCGUCCGACGGCUGGCUCUACGGCAGCCACCUCUUUGGCACCGGCGUUCUCGAUUUAAGCGGCGGCGCCGUCUUGCACGUCACGGCCGGCGCAGCUGUCGGUGUUCUCUCGGUGCUCCUUCCCCGGGAUCGGUCGGUCGUGUGGCACACACCAGUCGCGCCGCACCGGUCGCUCGCCACUCUCUUCCUCUGGAUCGGGUGGUACGGCUUGAUACACAUCUCGACGCCGUCCGUCCACGGCGCAUGCGCAUCCGUAAGUCUCCGCGGCAUGGCGAACCUCACGGUCGCCGCCGCCACCAGUGGCCUGCUCUCGUCCGCCAUCCACUGGCACUGGCGCCUCCUCGACGACGACGCGAUGCACAACGGUGUUCUUAGCGGCCUCGUCGCGAUCUCAGCAUCCGCGAGCGCAGUGCACCCGCUUGCGGCCGCGCUCAUCGGUGCCGGUGCAGCCGUGCUCUACGCCGUCGGCACGCAUCGGCUCUACCAGUACGACGUCUUUGGCGCCACGACCGACGUCGUCGUCGUGCACCUUGGCAACGGACUCUACGGCCUCUUGAUGGCGAGCCUCUGCGUGACGUCGACGCGACUCGACGCUGCCUUCGAUUGCAGUUGGGCCACUUUGCUAUCGACGGCCGAGACCAACCGCACCGGUUGUGGUCUCUGGGAAUCGUGUGAGGAUGCACUUGGCGCCAAGCUACUGGCCGCGAAUCUCUUCGGCGGCGGCGUGAUUCUGCUCUGGACAACGGCGCUCUGCACGGCGAUGGCAGCCCCGCUUGUGCAUUUUGGCUACCUCCACGCCCCCGCGAAGGACCUCUCGGCCUUUGAUGAUACGUCCUCGAUGACGUCGGACAUUGAGGGGUCUGCGUACCAUGACCUGGACGAGGAUUUUACGCGUCCUGCCUCGCCGACGAGGCGAAGUUUUCUCUGAGCUUUCCUUUGUAGCGCUCGACCACCUUAACGCUUUUGUAGAGACUAAUUAGCCGC
Saprolegnia parasitica CBS 223.65 is the source of this 1510-nucleotide messenger RNA. RefSeq lists its product as hypothetical. The transcript is spliced from 2 exons. NCBI's taxonomy places the organism in Eukaryota, Oomycota, Saprolegniomycetes, Saprolegniales, Saprolegniaceae. Gene Ontology annotation, biological process: ammonium transmembrane transport; ammonium homeostasis. Gene Ontology annotation, cellular component: membrane. The coding region runs from base 66 to 1454 and encodes 462 amino acids. The record is from RefSeq and is a predicted model, not a curated record. Gene Ontology annotation, molecular function: ammonium channel activity.